Alosa sapidissima (American shad) is the source of this 879-nucleotide messenger RNA. RefSeq names its product glutamine-rich protein 2-like. The record is from RefSeq and is a predicted model, not a curated record. NCBI's taxonomy places the organism in Eukaryota, Metazoa, Chordata, Actinopteri, Clupeiformes, Clupeidae. The coding region runs from base 16 to 810 and encodes 264 amino acids. The transcript has 5 exons.
GUAGACCAGAAUGGAAUGACCAGAGGCGGAGUCUGUUCGUCUGCUCCUCCCCGUUGUGCCAGCCUGCGUCCGGGGACCAAUCAGGGCCACUUUGAGAUGGCGUGCAUGGAGCGGACUCUGGUGCAGGUGCAGCGCAUGCACACACACCUGUGCCAACAGCUGGAGAGGGCACAGAGUCAUCUGGCGUCGCCCCCCACCAGCCGCUACCACAACACACUCACACCCCUGCCCAGGACAUGGACCACACACACACCACCCAUCAAAGUUGAGCGCAUCCCAGAGGUGGUGGAGUACGGUGGUGGCGGCGGCCUGGCGCUCUCUCGGAGCUGCGGCGGAAGUCACACGGUCACGUACCCGCAGCGGCGAUACACACGCCUGCAGAACAUCACACACCUCAUCCAGGCCGAGGACGAGGAGAGCAUCAGCACGCUGCGCAUCCAGCCAGAGGAGGUGGAUAUUCUAGGACUGGAUGGUCACAUCUAUAAGGGUCGUUUGAACACGCUGAGCUCACGCCCCAUCAAGAGCCUCGAACAGAGACUCCCCGUCAUCAACCCAAAAGAAGGUAAAGGCACUAUGAAACACAAGUUGACGGUGUCUCCUAAGAAUGCUGGAGAUCUGGGCCGAGUGACGCCCAUUAGACCUCAGAGUGCCAAAACUCAACACUGCCGCUCAGCCUCCAGCACCACUACGAAGGACCGCCCCCUCUCCUCCAUUGGCUGCGGGUCACGAGACACGGACCAACCACAGCGCCCCCUGCAGCUGACCGUGGAUCUCACCCAAUCAGAGGACGAGCCGGUGACAUCACUGUAGAGGCCCGGCCAAUCGGAUUUGCAGGAUUUUCUUAUUAUGAUAAUUAUAAUAAAGAUGUUUACAGCAGUA